This is a messenger RNA of Cyclocybe aegerita, 1137 nucleotides long. The record is from the annotation of a GenBank genome assembly. NCBI's taxonomy places the organism in Eukaryota, Fungi, Basidiomycota, Agaricomycetes, Agaricales, Hemipholiotaceae.
AUGGAAAGCAGGGUCAACAUUGUUGGUGGUAGUCUGGAAUCUAAAAUUGAACAGCUCUCGUUUGAACGUCAGAUUCCAGUCGUCAACGCCGUGAGCAAAGAUUUGGUACACAUACCUUCCUCGAUUCCGAAUAUCCGCCCGCGACGCAACAUGUCCGCGACACCUGACUCGACACCAACUGCGUUGAUCUCCGCUGCGAAAGAACCCAUAGGCACCGUGAUUCCUCCGACGCUGGAGAGACCCGUCGUCUCUUUGGUGCAAAAUGUUCAGAAGGUCAUGGAAGCCGCAUACAAUGUCCACAAAGUAUUGCUCGACAAAAACAUGAAGUCGUCCAAGAAGGUCAUGGAACACUUCCUCCAGGUCAAGCAUAUUUUUAGGAUGGAGUGCGAAAGCAUUCGACAAAUCCUUCAGAGUGGUUAUCGUCAUGCAUCCGACUACGCUGCCUCGAGUCAACGUGCCCCCAAUGACCGGUCAAUAUCUCCCAAGCAUUGUUAUCUCUCCGCCAAAAGCGUCCUCCAGGAUGUCCAAGAUGUCGUGCAGGGAUAUGAAAAACCUCUCCACGAAUUCAAGAACCAAAGGAAUGAUUUGACGGAAGCUCUCAAGUCCAGCGCACAAGAGCGACAACCGCCGCAAGGGGAUCCAGACAUCUCUGCUUCGACGCCAUUCGUCAAUUUGUCUUCAAGAGCUCAAGAUCCGGUUGGGGCGUUUUACAAUUCUCUGGAAGACGUGCACUCGUCACUUCAAGACAUUCUGGGAUUCUGGGAUCACCACGUCAGCUAUCUCGUCCUGCUUGUUAACCGGCAGACAAAUUUUCCAACCCCGGGAGAGGAGACGAAGGCAGUAGUCAAGUUGUGGGUCUCAUAUCAAGCUGCGUUGCUUCAGGCCAGCAGUUCGAUAUCUGAAUCGGCGGAUGCGAUGAGCGUGGAUCCGGUGGUUGCCGAAGGACCCUUUCAAAAACACACUUUCCCUCCGUCUAACUUAGGCCAACGGGACCAACGGUUAGCCCCCAGUGUCCACGAGCAUCCCCAUGCUAUGAAUCCAGGUCGGAAACCAGCUGGUACUCAUGCCGAAACCACCAAAUUAUUUAGGUCCUGGAUGAAGGGUUUCUUCCAUUUUUUCUCAAGGAAGGCGCAGUAA